UAAAAAGGUAGGUAGGUAAAGUUUAUAUAAAUAAUAAAUCUUCGUGUUAUGCAGUGUGAAGUUUGAAUUUGAAGUUUUGAAGUUUCUUAUCAUUAAUCAUUAUCAAAAACCAGUCUCUGAUAAGAGAUGUUUUGGAAAUACGAUCUUGUAAGACUAGCGAGAAGUUUUAUUUGCAUAUUAUUACACCGAUAGCAAACUCGUUUUUGAUAGAUCAAGAAUAGGUAGAAGUUUUUAGAAAUUGCACGUUUUAAAAAUGCAUUCAUUAAAGAAAGCGAUAAAAUUAAAAGUAAAAAGCGAACUCCGUUAUAUUCGAACACUGAGUACGGUGUCCGAUAUAAGAAUUUACGAAGUUGGACCCCGAGAUGGUUUACAAAAUGAGUCGAAAUUUGUUCCAACUGAUGUGAAAGUGGAACUUAUUCAUAAACUUGCUGCAGCUGGCAUCAAAAAUAUUGAAUGUGCAAGUUUUGUUAGUCCGAAAUGGGUUAAACAAAUGAGUGAUGGCAUUGAUGUAAUGAAAACUAUCAAAAGAAGUCCAGGAGUAAACUAUCCAGUUCUGAUACCCAAUUUAAAAGGCUAUGAAACGGCUAUGAAAUGCAACAUUGAAGAAGUUGCCAUAUUCCCUGCCGGCUCAGAAGGAUUUUCACAGAAAAAUCUAAAUUGUUCAGUUGAAGAAGGCUUAAAAAGGUUUAAAGAAGUAGCUGUUCAGGCUAUUAAGGAUGGUUUAAGAGUUCGGGGCUACAUAUCUUGUGUUGUAGGAUGCCCAUAUGAUGGUCCCAUUCAUCCUAAAGGUAUAGCCAAGAUUACAGAAGAGCUGUUUGAAAUGGGUUGCUAUGAAGUAUCACUAGGUGAUACCAUAGGAGUGGGCACCGCAGGUUCAGUGCAAAGACUAAUGCGUGAAGUGCUCAAAGUUGCCAAGCCGGAGAACUUAGCGUUACAUUUCCAUGACACAUAUGGUCAAGGUCUCUCCAAUUUACUUGCUGGCUUAGAAUUCGGCAUCAAAACUGUGGAUUCAUCAAUAUCAGGUCUUGGCGGAUGUCCUUAUGCUAGAGGGGCCACAGGAAACCUAGCAACAGAGGACUUAGUAUACUUUUUAUAUGGCCUUGGAGUUAAUACAAAUGUUGAUUUGGUCAAAUUGAUCGAAGCAGGUCGUUACAUUUCAAACUUCCUUGGAAAGAUGACUGAAUCAAGAGUGAAUCGCGCCUUAAGUGAUAGAUUUAAGAACCAUUCAGACAUUGUUAAAAUAGCUGCAUGUACUGUCAAUUAAAUUGACGUUUUUUUAU
This is a messenger RNA of Papilio machaon (common yellow swallowtail), 1280 nucleotides long. RefSeq names its product hydroxymethylglutaryl-CoA lyase, mitochondrial (gene Hmgc). Gene Ontology annotation, biological process: L-leucine catabolic process; ketone body biosynthetic process. The coding region runs from base 254 to 1264 and encodes 336 amino acids. Lineage: Eukaryota; Metazoa; Arthropoda; Insecta; Lepidoptera; Papilionidae. The transcript has 6 exons. The record is from RefSeq and is a predicted model, not a curated record. Gene Ontology annotation, molecular function: hydroxymethylglutaryl-CoA lyase activity.